Molecule: messenger RNA, 1323 nt
Organism: Gilbertella persicaria
Lineage: Eukaryota; Fungi; Mucoromycota; Mucoromycetes; Mucorales; Choanephoraceae
Product: S-adenosylmethionine decarboxylase
Exons: 3
Coding region: 1-1323 (440 amino acids)
Biological process (GO): spermidine biosynthetic process; spermine biosynthetic process
Cellular component (GO): cytosol
Molecular function (GO): adenosylmethionine decarboxylase activity
Source: RefSeq, a predicted model, not a curated record
AUGGUAAGCCUCAUUCAUCCUUCAGCUCCAGCUCCAGCUCCCGGUGAAAACUACUCUGCCCAAGAAGGUGCUUUCGAAGGCCCUGAAAAACUCUUAGAAAUCUGGUUCUCGCCCUCACCCGAACUUAUUAAGGAUCAUCAAAACUUGGAUUCUUCUUCCUCUGAUGAACAAGAAGAUGAAGAAGAAAAUGAUGCCAGAAAGAGAAGAAGCCAUGCUCCUCUUGAUGGUAAGACCGGUCUUCUUGUAAUCCCUAAACCUGUGUUGGAUAAAAUGUUGGCAUUAGUUAAAUGUACUGUUCUGAACGUCAUUACAAACAAGGACGUUGAUGCUUAUUUAUUGAGCGAAUCAUCGAUGUUUGUGUACCCUCACAAGAUGAUCAUAAAAACAUGUGGUACCACCACACUCCUUUUGGCUUUACCUCGACUUUUAGAACUCGCCAAGAGUUAUUGCGGAUUUGAAAAGGUUUGGCGAGUAUUUUAUUCUAGAAAAGCCUUUAUGUUCCCUGAGCGUCAAAAGGGCCCCCACCGCUCUUGGGAAGAAGAAGUUGAAUUCUUGGACAAGUACUUUGACCAAGGUUCCUCUUACAAGAUUGGUAAGGAAUUGCAAGACCAAUGGCAUCUCUAUUUGACAAAACCCUCUGAUGAUGUACUCCACCAUGCUUCCAGACCUUCACCCUACCCUCCUCACUUACGCAGUGUGAUGCAAGAAAAAGAAAUUCAAAGCGGAGAAUCUACACCUGUUACAUCAGAUACAGAUGAAGAUCCUUCUCCUUUUGGCAAUGGAGGUCAUUCACAUCCAGACCAAACAGUGGAAAUCCAUAUGACAGGUUUAAAUCCAGAAAACAUGAAGUACUUUUAUCACGACCCUGCAAAGACAGAGAGUGGUAUCCCAGGUGGUGUAUGGGUAGACAAGGAAACUGGUAUUGAUCAACUCUACCCCUCUGCCAAGAUUGACUCUUAUUUAUUUGAACCUUGUGGCUAUUCCUCAAACGGUCUCUGGAAGGAUAGAUACUUUACUUUCCAUGUUACACCUGAACCUGAAUGCUCUUAUGCUUCUUUUGAAAGUAAUAUACCCGUUGAACAGUCCCACGGUGAUGAUCACAAAGAAGGCGAAAGUCCUAUUGAAGCCUUGAUUACUCGUGUUCUUGACAUUUUCGAUCCCUCUUCUUUUACUGUAACCUACUUUACCUCUCAUCACAAGGAACACCACAGCCACAGCCAUAUGGUUCGUUCUAUGUCUGCCUUGAAUGGAUAUAAGCGCACUAACCGUAUUUUGUAUGAAUUUGAUGGCUAUGACUUGGUUUAUGGUCAUUAUGCCAAGUAG